Messenger RNA from Pararge aegeria (speckled wood butterfly), 3908 nucleotides. Its product is annotated as RNA polymerase II-associated protein 1. Gene Ontology annotation, biological process: transcription by RNA polymerase II. The record is from RefSeq and is a predicted model, not a curated record. Gene Ontology annotation, cellular component: nucleus. The transcript has a single exon. Bases 196 to 3867 code for a protein of 1223 amino acids. NCBI's taxonomy places the organism in Eukaryota, Metazoa, Arthropoda, Insecta, Lepidoptera, Nymphalidae.
CUGCUGCUGUGGUCAUUUACCAAGUUAGUUUCGUCCAGUCUACUAUAUUUUUAAAGAUUCGCUUUAUUUCAUUAUUUCCUUAAUAAGUUUAGAUUUCCAACUCAAGAAUAGAUAUCGUUAGAUAUAAUAACAUUAUCUGUGUACAAAUAUGGUAUUACUUUAUCGUUGAAAUAUUGAGAUUUAUAAAUUUUAACCAUGAUCCGCCGACCAAAGCCCGGUGAAGAUGAAGAAGACAUAUUGCGCAUGCAGCAAGAAUUUCUUAAAGUAAAAAAAUUUCAACCUUCCGCGCAAGUGGUUAACUUACGUAAAACAGAACAUCAAACUACUAAAAGGGCCGGCUCGACGACAUCAGACACUCGUAAACCUUCCAGAUAUGCUCAGUCCAAAGGCCUUAAAGAAAAACAUCCGCGUAUAGAUACUGGUGCUGGGCAGGUACUUGGCGCCAUUUUAGAAAAGAAUAUUCCAGAAGAACAAGAGCCUUCUGAACCUGACAAUGGCGAACCACUUACAGACAUAAACAAUCCUAUUGAACCUAAUGAUGACAAGGUUUACUACCCGAGAGUUAUGCCUUUUAUUAUUGGCGACAUAGUGGAGAGGAGUUCUAAUGACAAUUUUAACUUUAAUUUAAAGCCAAUGCCUUUGAAAGGUUUCCCAAUUGUAACUAAACGUGACCCUAAUAUUCAACCUGGCUCUAAAAGUAUUUAUGCACAACAUAUUGAGAAAUUAAAAGUGAAUGCCAUGGAUGUUGAUCAGCCUUCAAGCUCUUUGGAUGUUAUUAAAGAAAAUCCUAUCAUACCUAUUCCUUUGCAAAGUUACAUUCUAUCAAGUAAUGAAGCAGGUGAUAUACAUAAAGAAAAUUUAAACAUUUUAACAAAAAUGUCUGAAGAAGACAUUUUACAAGAACAACAGAAACUACUAUCAAGCUUAGAUCCUAAAUUAGUCAACUUUAUAAGAGCUAAAAGAAGAGACACUAAUUCACAACAAGCUAUUUGUAAUUUACAAAUUAUGGAAGGAAUAAAUGAUAGUGAAAUGAAUGUAAAAGAUCAAAAAAGCAAGAUUGAAACUAGCAGUACAAAAAGAAAUGAUUAUUUAUGGGAUAAUGAUGUGCUCUCUCACUCUCAGGUCCACAAUUGGCUGCAUUUUGAAAAUCUAGAAAAGGAUAAGCUGGAAUGGAUAAAGGGUGUAGAAGAAAGAAGGGUUGAGUCUGAUGAACCUUAUGAGGCAAGAUUUGAUUUUAAUGGGUACUUGCUCCCAUACACCAUAGAGUACACAGAGAAAACAAAAACAUUGUACCACCAUGGAGAAGAACCACACAGACCAGGUUACUCAAUUACCGAACUGAUUGAACUAACCAGGUCAAAUGUAACCCAACAGAGAGUGAUGGCUUUAAAUACUCUUGCAGGAGUUCUUGAGUAUUAUAAUGCUGGAAUAUACAAAGAUAUAAUAGAAAUACCAUUAAGUAAAAUAUUUUUUGUAAUAAGGAUUGCUAUGGAUGAAAAUAAACUUAUACUGUUAGAACCAGCUCUGCGAGCAAUGAGAAAUUUACUUUUUAACAAAAUAGAUGAAGCAUGUCUGGAUGCUUUAUUAGGCUUUGAAGAAGGUAGUUACCAACCUUGUCUUGAAAAUGAUAAAUCAGAAAUUGACGAAAUGGAAUCUAAGGAAACAGAAUUGAAUGAUUUUCAUUUAGCAGAAAUAGAUCUGAUAUCAGCGGUUAUAAGAACAGAGAUUUUACAAAGACUUUUUUAUAUAAUAGAUACUGUGAAGCCAAGUUAUAAUUCUGUUCAAUAUGCUUUGCAAAUUUUGACACGAUUGUCUAGAAAUUCGACGGAGACCGCAAAUAUGAUUGUGCACACUGAACAUUUAAUGAAAUCUAUUUUAUCUCAUUUUGUACCUAGUGCAAGCAUCAAUUUUACUUUUGAUCCAAAAUCUAUCUAUAAAGGAAGGCCUGUUUUGUCAGCUCUUAAGUUGUUGAGGAUUCUGUCUCUACAGUCCAGAGAAAUUGCUGAAAUUUUAAUAUCAAAGUAUGACUUAUUAAAACCAAUAUCAUUUUUCAUAAGUUCAGGAGUAGAUGGUACAUAUGGUUUACGAUUACAGAUAGAAGCUUUCUGUAUAUUAUCUAACUUACUUAAUUAUGGGAUAGUCACAGAAAAUACCAUGGCAUUGUGUCCCUUAAUAGUUACCAUACUUUAUAAGCAUGUGCAAGUUACAGACAUUUUUAUUGAAUCUUCAGUGUUAUCAGCAACUCAUGCUGCAGUGGUACUACAGUUUGUGAGUAAGCUACUUAACUGUAAGAUCCUGAACUUAGAUAGUUACAAACACCAAGUUUACCCCCUUUUAAAAGAAGGAGUACAAAAAUGGUUGAUGCAAACAUCUUGUAUUGAUAACUAUACUUGUGGUCAUUUGCGGCUACUUUGUUCCUCAUUGGAUUGCUGCAAAACAGUUUUAAUUAAUGAAAAAGUUACACUGAAGUUUUUGAAUGAUACCUUAGUAAAUUUUUCAUCAUCAAAAGGAUUUCAAACUAUGCUGAAUAACUUAGUGCCAAGCUCAAAUCUUCUGUCUGAAAUUGGAGACGGGGAAAUUAUGUAUGUCAAAAAUCUUACAAGUCUUGGAGCAGCCGUUGUUAAUUCAAAGCACAAAGUACAACCAAUAUUAAACAUUACUUCACCCAUUCCAUUUUUGGUAUCAUUGUUCAAGUUGCUAAACAUUAUUGAUGACAAAGAAAUAGCUGCUGUUUUUAUCAAUAAAACCUUGACCUAUUUAACACUGUUAUCAAAGAAACAUUUAAGUCUCACUAACAAUUGGUUUACAAGAAUGGAAGUAGAAUUUGUAUUUAGCAUUGUUAGACUAUCAACUCAAAGCAAUAUAUCAGAGUCCAUAAAGGAUAUUAUCUAUGUGGUAGCAAGUAAACUUUGUUACAUUAUGCGAACAGAUAAACAAUUUGAAUUGAAUUUUCUUUUUAAUAAUGUAAUUUUUAAUAAGCAAUGGUUUACAACUGAUAGAUUAUUAAAAAGAAUUUCAUUGACAGGAGAAAAUGAUCUCACUACUUUAACAAGUGUUGAAGAGAUAAAAGUCUGUUAUGCAAAAGUUAUCAACAUAAGCCUGCAAAAAGAAUUGAACUGCAACAUUGUACUAAAAAAGUGGCAGGAGCCAGUUUUGCCAAGAGAUUGGAUAUACUUGCCUAUUCUGUCUUUGUAUGGUAGCUAUCAAGAAACACAGUUCAAUUCAAUUUCUACUGCCAAUAAAAUGGUUAAACAGCAAGAGGCUGAAAAGAAGUUAAUUAUAAGAUGUAGCUUAGAAUGGAUUUUGUUCAAUGAGAUAACAUUUCCAGAUCUUAUAAGUGAUAUAGAAGUAACUGAUAGGUUUUGCAGAAUUAUGUGCGUCUUUCUGUGUAGCAGUUCAUUAUUUUUGGAUAAAAAUAUAAAUACAUUAAUCAGGAAGUGUAUGGAAAAUCUUUAUAAAAAUAGGCACAAGUUCAAUUUUGAUAAGCAAUUAACAGGUCUCAGUAAUUUUCAAGAUUUAUACACACAGCUUUUGGAGCAAUUCCAGUCUGUGAGCUAUGGGGAUGAUACUUUUGCCUCCUGUGUGUUAGUACCUUUAGCUCAAAAGCACAAUGUAAAAUGGCGAAAGCUUUUAUGGUCAGAGUAUGCUGGCUGUUUAAGAGCUCUUGAUUGUCCAGAAAAUUACUUGUGUUAUAAUUUAGAUGAUUAUUACUACCCAGAAGAAACUGAUGAGUCCCUUUUAAAAUCUUAUACCAGAGCUCUAUCAAGUAAUUUAAUGAAGCCCAAUACAGUUGUUUAUAAAAUAGCCCAGCAUCAUGUAAGCAGUUUUAAAAAGCGCACUAUUUGUAAGUUAGAUGGGAGUAAGUAAUUGUUUAAAUCGUAUAAUUAUUAAAUGUGUUUAUAAAUUAA